AUGGCAAAAGAAUUUGCAGCCUUAGAAGCAAAUAGAACUUGGAAGCUUGUUCCUUUACCUGCAAGUAAGCGUGCUAUAGGAUGUAAAUGGGUUUAUAAAACCAAGUUCAAUCAAGAUGGGAUAAUUGGACGAUAUAAAGCACGGUUGGUAGCACUAGGCUUCACUCAAAAACAGAAUGAAGCCUAUUAUGAAACAUUCUCUCCGGUUGUCAAGUUUACUACUAUCAGAUGCAUUGUAGAACUUGCUGUCAAACAACAUUGGCCUAUUCAUCAGUUAGACAUUAACAAUGCAUUCUUACAUGGGGAUUUACAUGAAGAAGUUUAUAUGAAAAGGCCCAAAG
Messenger RNA from Cynara cardunculus var. scolymus (artichoke), 340 nucleotides. RefSeq lists its product as uncharacterized. The record is from RefSeq and is a predicted model, not a curated record. The annotation marks the transcript as partial. The transcript has a single exon. Lineage: Eukaryota; Viridiplantae; Streptophyta; Magnoliopsida; Asterales; Asteraceae.